GAAAUGGCGCAGAAAGGAGUUCAACUAGACCGGGAGGCCUUCUCUUGUUCCAUCUGUCUGGAUCUCCUGAAGGAUCCGGUUGCUAUUCCCUGUGGACAUAGUUACUGUAUGAACUGUAUUAAAAGCCACUGGGAUAAAGAGGAUGAAAAGACAAUCUACAGCUGCCCUCAGUGUAGGCAGGACUUCACACCAAGGCCUGUCCUGAGGAAAAACACCAUGUUGGCAGAUUUGGUGGAGAAGCUGAAGAAGACUGGACUCCAAGCUGCUCCUGCUGAUCACUGCUAUGCUGGAUCUGAAGAUGUGGCCUGUGAUGUCUGCACCGGGAGGAAACUGAAAGCUUAUAAGUCCUGUCUGCAAUGUUUGGCCUCUUACUGUGAGAAACAUUUUCAGCCUCAUUAUGAACUACCUGUCUUUAAGAAACACAAGCUAGUGGAGCCCUCCAAGAAGCUCCAGGAGAACGUCUGCUCUCGUCAUGAUGAGGUGAUGAAGAUGUUCUGUCGUACUGAUCAGCAGUCUAUCUGCUAUCUCUGCUCUGUGGAUGAACACAAAGGUCAUGACACAGUCUCAGCUGCAGCAGAAAGGCAAGAGAAGCAGAGAGAGCUCGAGGUGAGUCGACAAAACAUCCAGCAGAGAAUCCAGGACAGAGAGAAAGAUGUGAAGCUGCUCCAACAGGAGGUGGAGGCUAUCAAUGGCUCUGCUGAUAAAACAGUGGGGAACAGUGAGAAGAUCUUCACUGAGCUGAUCCGUCUCAUGGAGAAAAGACGCUCUGAUGUGAAGCAGCAGGUCAGAUCCCAGCAGCAAACUGAAGUGAGUCGAGUCAGAGAGCUUCAGGAGAAGCUGGAGCAGGAGAUCACUGAGCUGAAGAGGAAAGACGCUGAACUGGAGAAGCUCUCACACACAGAAGAUCACAACCAGUUUCUACACGACUACCCCUCACUGUCACCACUCAGUGAAUCUACACCCUCAUCCAGCAUCAAGAUCUGUCCUCUGAGGUCCUUUGAGGAUGUGACAGCGGCUGUGUCAGAAUUCAGAGAUAAACUACAGGACGUCCUGAGAGAGAAAUGGACAAACAUCUCACAGACAGUGACUGAAGUGGAUGUUUUACUAUCAGAGCCACAGCCCAAGACCAGAGCUGAUUUCUUAAAAUACUCAUGUGACAUCACACUGGAUCCAAACACAACAUCCAAGAACCUGUUAUUAUCUAAGGAGAACAAAGAAUCAAAAUUCUCGAGUAAAAAGCAGCCAUACUCUAAUCACCCAGACAGAUUCACUAAUUAUGAUCAGGUCCUGAGUAAAGAGAGUCUGACUGGACGUUGUUACUGGGAGGUGGAGUGGAUUGGGGACGGAGUUUGUGUAGCAGUUGCAUACAAGAAUAUCAGCAGAGCAGGGAGCUUGAAUGAAUGUGGUUUUGGACACAAUGACCAAUCUUGGGUACUAUAUUGUUACAAAAACUGUUAUGACUUAAUGCACAACAGUGUCCAAACUCCUGUCUCAGGUCCCUGGUCUCCCAGAAUCGGAGUGUACCUGGAUCACAGAGCAGGUAUUCUGUCUUUCUAUAGCAUCUCUCAAACCAUGACUCUCCUCCACAGAGUCCAGACCACAUUCACUCAGCCUCUACAUGCUGGACUCAGGUUUUAUAAUGCUGAAGUCACUGCUAAGUUCAUAAAACUGAAAUACACUUAAGUCAUUUGAGGCAGAGAACAGUGGGUUGAUUUUAGUGUUUUAAUUCAUCAGCUUGAUUAUGUUCACAUUUGUUGCUAAAAGCUGAUUGUUAUUGCAUGUCGUUAAUCACUGCACACAUGUCACCUGUAACUUCAGCAUUAUAAUUGAUACUCUGUGUUGCUCUGUAAAUAGUUUAGUUUAUCUAUUAGAAACUCCCUUCUUUCAUGUGUAAUGGAAAUGUCUCUUCUUAACACAUUUCUGAUCUUUUGACCCUCUGUAAAAUGCUUCCAAGCUAAUGGAAACCCUUCCAAAUCACAGUCAGUAAAAGUAUACUAAUAUCAUUCCUGUGUGAGACUACUGGUAAACCAGGUGUCUAUUCCACUACGUUUCUAAUUUACGUCCAUCCUUCCACUUAGGGAGGGUUUACCAUCUGAAUAUAGCAAAGGUGUAAAGGUGCUGGGAAACAGUUUUGUAUCUUGUCAAAACUCUGUGUUGAUCCUUUUUGCAAAAAGCCUUUCAAUAAAUACAAAAGCCAAACUU
Labrus bergylta (ballan wrasse) is the source of this 2202-nucleotide messenger RNA. Its product is annotated as tripartite motif-containing protein 16. Gene Ontology annotation, molecular function: protein binding. The record is from RefSeq and is a predicted model, not a curated record. Lineage: Eukaryota; Metazoa; Chordata; Actinopteri; Labriformes; Labridae.